Molecule: messenger RNA, 609 nt
Organism: Parnassius mnemosyne (clouded apollo)
Lineage: Eukaryota; Metazoa; Arthropoda; Insecta; Lepidoptera; Papilionidae
Source: the annotation of a GenBank genome assembly
AUGAAGACUUUCGCUUGUGUUCUCCUCUUCGCAGCCGUGGCAGUAGCUGAACCACCUCGCUACAGACAAGCGAGGUUAAACUCAGCAGGACAAGAAGACAGACAACAGGAUACACAGCAAAAUGGAUACGCUCCUUACCCUGCAGCUGGUUUCAGACCAGCGGUAGCUUUCAACCUUCCGACUCGUGAAGAAUUGUCACCACCUUCAACUUCAUACGGUGUUCCAGAUACAAGUUAUGGUGCACCUCUAAAUACUUACGCAGCUCCUCAAUCAGAGUAUGGACCUCCAGACGCUGAGGGCAAAAGCAAGGAUGGUGAAGAAAAAGACGUCGAAAACCUUGAGAGCGGAAAAAAGGAUGAGAUUGCUGAUAAGAAACAAAAACUUGAGGAGGCACCGAAGAAUGACGCUGAGGUUGUGAGUGCUCAAGGAGCUUAUUACGUGCUAUUGCCUGGCUCCCAGCUGCAAAGAGUUCAGUACCAAACCGAAAAUGAUAUACGAAACAUGGCUUACACUGCGCGUCUCCAGUACAAAAAUGAGGAUCGCGCCCCGAUCUACGUUUACACCGCCGUACCACAGUAUCAGUCAGCUGCUUACGUGCAGUUAUUCUAA